AUGUACCUGCUGGGGCUAACGUCUGCAGGCGCACCUGCAGGUUCAAAUGCUGCCUCUGGCAGUAAUCGGAGACUACAGCAGACACAGAACCAAGUGGAUGAGGUGGUGGACAUCAUGCGUGUCAACGUGGACAAAGUAUUAGAACGAGAUCAGAAGCUUUCUGAGCUGGAUGACCGUGUAGAUGCCCUCCAGGCAGGAGCAUCUCAGUUUGAAACGAGUGCUGCCAAGUUGAAGAGAAAAUAUUGGUGGAAGAAUUGCAAGAUGUGGGCCAUUGGGAUCAGCAUUGUGAUUAUCGUCAUCAUCAUCAUUGUUGUGUGGAGUGUCUCUUCGUGA
Chrysochloris asiatica (Cape golden mole) is the source of this 333-nucleotide messenger RNA. It is a transcript of the gene VAMP3, whose product is annotated as vesicle-associated membrane protein 3. Bases 1 to 333 code for a protein of 110 amino acids. The transcript has 5 exons. Gene Ontology annotation, biological process: SNARE complex assembly; vesicle fusion; vesicle-mediated transport. Gene Ontology annotation, molecular function: SNAP receptor activity; syntaxin-1 binding. NCBI's taxonomy places the organism in Eukaryota, Metazoa, Chordata, Mammalia, Afrosoricida, Chrysochloridae. The record is from RefSeq and is a predicted model, not a curated record. Gene Ontology annotation, cellular component: SNARE complex; plasma membrane.